AUGAGUAAUUACCAACUUAACAUCAAUGGGCCUCACUUCCCAGCGGGAGCACAUGUGGCUCAUUACAGUCUAGCAAACACAACUCUGAUUGGCCAGGAAGUACAACAUCGAUUCUGGGAAAAGCACUGGGGAGAGCAGUUUCCAGCCCCACCUCCACUUUACAUGUGGUGCCAGCCAGGAAGAUGUUUACAUAGUUACCCAUAUGGCUUGCCUCCCACCUUCCGUCCUGUUUAUGCACAGACUGGCUCUGACCAAUCAGAGCAUCCAGUGUUGUUACCAACACCUAGACAGGAAAAGAGCAGUGAUGCUCCAGACAAGACUUUUACAGCUAAAUCAGACAAUGCUUUGGUAGGAACUCUUCAGAAAACUAAAACAUUGACAAGAAACACAAUGACAACAUCCAAGCUAACACAAGUUUUCAAUUCUGUGGGCCAUAAGGUCAGUGUCCCAAUUCUUUUUAUGUUCCCCGUAUUUCUACAAGUCGUAUCAGGAUAAUUUUUUUCCUGACAUGUACCUUGUUAUCAACGAACAAGAAUCUGAUCAAUUUACUAGAAUGGUCACAUGGCUUAGUUUGUGAAACUUGUAUUUACUCUGAAGAUCACCAGUUGCUUUGCAUGAGAUACUUGCUCAUCACAGUUUAACCACAGCAGUCCAUCAGGUUUUUCCCUCUGCUUGAUAGUAAGUAUCUAUUAUCCAGAUUUACUUUGGGCAAAGAGAGGAGAAAUGAUAUCUCUCCUCAAAACACAAUAAUGAUACCAGCCAGGACCAAACCUUUAACUUCUUGAUGCCAACCCCAGAUUCCAAGUUACACGAUGCCUUCUUGCAAGAGUACAAUUUCCUUGUUGUCACUUAUAGGAAUCUCAACACAAAUUAAUGUCACUGCAUACCCCUUAUCUACUUAAUGUGAUCAACUCUUAGCUUCUCCUGGCAAUUCCAAUUUGAUAUCUUGCAAGCUGGUAAUGAGAACAAACAAACGUAUCUGCUAAAGGGUGUUCUUUGAGAUAAGACCAAAUUCUCCUGUGUAAGUUAAAAGGAGAUGUAUGGCAGUCAGAAGGAAGAUUUACUGUUUGAAUAUUGGGAGUCAAAGAACUAUGUAAACAAUUUCAUUGAAAGUCUGUUUGUAUAAUGAUAUCAUAUAUGAUGUAUACUGAUAUUGUAAUUAUUUUCCUUAAUCCAAAAUGCAGGCUUUGGACCCAGUGACUGAAGAUCUUAACUGGAAUAUCUUCAGCUCAGAUCUGGCUGAUGGAAUUGUUGUCAGCAUAUUGGAUAGUUUCAUCUCUGAGCUUCCUGUGCUUGAUAUAACCAUGGUACAGUCUGUAUUGCUGGAAAUUGACAAACAUUUAUCCCAAGAUGAAGCUCAAAGUCAGAAUAGUUCAAUCAAAAAAUUGGAUUACUUUAGUGACAUUGAAAGUUUGCCCUGCACAAAACAAACUUGCAGUGAUGAAAUAAGCAGCGAGGAGGCAAGGGGAUCAGGUGAAACGACUGGAAAUUCAGACAAGUUAGAAAACUGUACAACUCUAUCUGAAGCACAUGGUUUUUCAAAUAUCUGUGGAGAGGAAGGUAAUUCUUCCCAAGGCUUUCACACAAUUGGAAAGACAUUCCAGGAGGAAGAAGACAGCUGUUCUGAUGUGACCAUUGUCAAUCCAGACACAUCAAACACAAAUGAAAUUGAAACAUUAGGUAUUGAUAGCAAUUUAACAGAUGGACAAACAAAGCAGAUAGCUUGUGACAAUGACUUCAAGGAAGAACAGACUUAG
Molecule: messenger RNA, 1757 nt
Organism: Pocillopora meandrina
Lineage: Eukaryota; Metazoa; Cnidaria; Anthozoa; Scleractinia; Pocilloporidae
Source: the annotation of a GenBank genome assembly